Molecule: messenger RNA, 1326 nt
Organism: Symbiodinium sp. CCMP2592
Lineage: Eukaryota; Dinophyceae; Suessiales; Symbiodiniaceae
Source: the annotation of a GenBank genome assembly
AUGGACUGGGGCAUGUCGGACAGCAGCCGCUCUUCGUCUCCUGGGAUGGCCACGCCACAGAUUCCCAGCUUCCGAACGGAGGAGCUGAAAAGCUCCUGUCUUGAGCCGGGUCAGGACACACUACGACGGAAGCUGUUUGAUAACAAUGACGACUGCACCGGGCCUGGUGCGACAGUGCGUGCAAAUGCCUGGCGUGAAAGUCACGGAGGCUCCGGCGCUGCCCCCGAGCAGGCGGACCUGGUCCAGGAACUCGCGAGGUCCCGGGAGCUCCUCGAGAAGGAGCGCGGCAUGACUCAAAAAAUCGUGGCUGAAAGAGCGAGUCUUCGUGAGCAGGUGACGAAGCUUCAGUGUGACUUGCAGGCAGCUCGCAAGCAGCAUGAACUCGACGAUGUGGCCGUGCAUCAGAUGGCAGCGCACCUGGCAGAGUCCAAGCGCCGGGAGGACGCAAAAACAGUGCAAGUGGAGCGGCUGUCGGCGGCCAUUGGAGUGCUUCAGGCAUCCAUGGCGUCGGUGGUGCGAACUUCUGGCGUGGCUCGGGGACACGAGCUGCCGCAGGACGAUGUCGCAAUGGCCGCGCUGAGGGCCGGCCUGUCGGCAGUUCAGGCGGAAUCCGUAUCUGCAGAGACGAUUCUGGCACAGGCAUCGGCGGCACAGACGGACUUGGAAGUAUUCACUACCAACCAGGAGCGAAGAAAUCGAUGGUGUCCUUCACAGUGCUGGCGCGGCCUGAUGCGUCUUGUUCCCCAAAGACGCCAGACCAUCGACAGAUCUCUCCAGGAAGACCCCUCCCUGCAGCAUGUCCAGGCCUCCUUGUCAGAGCUUCGCUCUCAGAUCGAGAAGGCGGCUCCUUCUGCAGCCCCACGUGCCGAGCCAGGCGAGCAGCCCUCAACUAUGGUUCAAGCGCCCUUAGAGGCUAACCGGUCGGAAAGACCUGCGAAGCCUCGAUGGGAUGGCUACUACCUCUCGUCACCCCCGACAAUGGCAACGCGUCGUUCGCGCAACACAGCAGGCUCGACCCCUGCGAGAGAAGCUAUAGAGUCGCCAGCAACUGGACGGCAGCGGCUGGAUGACGACGAUGCUGCCGGUGCAUUGGAUGAUGGCCUGCCACCACCACCGAACACUAAAUGUUGGGAGUGGCCACUCUCCAAGCCCGAGAAGCAGGAACGUGUGGCGAUGAUCGAGGGGCAGCUGUGGCGAUAUGACCAGUCGGGGCUCAUCGAGCAGGUCGAAAUGCUGGAGGGCAUCUGCGCUCAGCAUGGCCUCCUGCCGGCAGCGGAAGAGGUUUCUGACGACGACUCCUCCGUUGGCAGCGAAGAGUCGGUCUGA